AAUUCAGAAAAAGCAGAUGAAGUUAAUGGAAUCAACUUUGAUAUAGAAGAUGAGAAAUCUCAACUCUACUGUGAAUGCAUAAUAAAAAAAUUCAACGCUGUUGACGAAGACGGAAACUUUAACGAAAAUGUAGUUCGAGAAGUAACGACUAUAUAUUUAGACGAAAAUGAUAUUAAUCAAUUAGUCGCCGAAUGUUCAUCUGUUUAUACUGAUGCCAACAUACAUCUAAAAUUUAGUAAAUUAAUGAAGUGUUUUGAGAAAUAUAAAACAAUGAAGGAAAUACUAAAUCUCUAAAUCUGUUCAAUUAUUAAAAGAAAAAAAGAUUUAUUUAUAAGUAAUAAUACAAUAAAUUUUUUUACUUUGAUUAUACUUUUAACUUUGAAAAUAUUUAAAUAAUUAUAUUAAUAUUAUUUAUAUAUAUUAAUAUUAAUAAUAUUAAUAUUAAUAUACGAUUACUUAAUGUCUAAAUUUUUUAUUAUCUAUCCAAAUAUUAUGUAUUAUGUUUCUUUUCUGUUUUUACAAAUUGUUUAUUCUUAUUAGUUAAUCUGAUACGUAAUUAUCUAUUUCUAAAUUCUUUUGUAAUCGAUUUCGAAAUACUUCUAUAUUAAAAUUAAGAACUAUCCAA
This is a messenger RNA of Apis laboriosa (Himalayan honeybee), 625 nucleotides long. RefSeq lists its product as uncharacterized. The annotation marks the transcript as partial. Gene Ontology annotation, molecular function: odorant binding. Lineage: Eukaryota; Metazoa; Arthropoda; Insecta; Hymenoptera; Apidae. The transcript is spliced from 3 exons. The record is from RefSeq and is a predicted model, not a curated record.